Messenger RNA from Mauremys reevesii (Reeves's turtle), 2684 nucleotides. RefSeq names its product aryl hydrocarbon receptor nuclear translocator like (gene BMAL1). The coding region runs from base 783 to 2684 and encodes 633 amino acids. Gene Ontology annotation, cellular component: aryl hydrocarbon receptor complex; transcription regulator complex; cytoplasm. Lineage: Eukaryota; Metazoa; Chordata; Testudines; Geoemydidae. The transcript has 20 exons. Gene Ontology annotation, molecular function: RNA polymerase II cis-regulatory region sequence-specific DNA binding; protein dimerization activity; DNA-binding transcription factor activity, RNA polymerase II-specific. The record is from RefSeq and is a predicted model, not a curated record. Gene Ontology annotation, biological process: circadian rhythm; regulation of transcription by RNA polymerase II.
GGAAGAAUUGUUCUGAGACACCCUCCCGCCCCCCUCCAGCUCGCCCGCCGGCCAAAGCGCUCCGCAGAAUCCGAUGGGGGCAAAGCGCGCCAGGCAGCACCAGCAGCGCCACAUCCGGGUCCCCCCCGCCACCGAAGCGUUACGCAACUGAUGACUCCGCCCCCUCAUCGAACCCUCACGCCCCGGCUCUCCCUCCCCAGCCCCUAGUUAGUACUUCAGUGGGGCGGGAGGAAAACUGCGAAGUCCCUUUCUGAUUGGGUCCCUCUCCUUGGGCGUGCGCGGAUUGGUCGGAGUCCUGAGGGGCGGGUCCUGGAGGCCCGCUUGAAGGCCAUUGGACGACGACUUUUGUGAGCUGCUCGCUCAUUGGCGGAGAGGGGCGCUAGGUCUCGGGCUGGGGGAAGAAGCCAUUGGCUGGAAAGUAGGUUAGUGGUGCGACGUUCAGUGGCAAGCCAGGCGGAAAGUAGGUCAGGGACGGGGGCUGCUUGCGCUGCUCAUAGCCCUCACCGCGCCGCCGAGGGGCACCGACCCCCUCCCCCCAUACGUUUUAUGUAGGAGCAUGAACUGCCUCCUGGUACUCCCCAGCUCCAUCCGGAGAAGACUUCACAGGUCAUGGAACAUUGGAAGAGAACAAUAGGUUUUUGAAAGAGCUUGACUAACAAACUGCAGAGCAUGAAAGAAGUUUUAAGGUGAUUGCUGAGGCAGAAUCAGCUAGCAGAUUGAGUGCAGGCCUUUUCUUCUAGGUUGGAGCUAGGCUUCCAGAAAGUAAGUUCUAAGACGAUCCAAUGGCUGACCAAAGGAUGGACAUUUCCUCUACAAUUAGUGAUUUUAUGUCACCAGGACCCACCGACCUAAUCUCUAGUUCCCUUAGCACUUCAGGAAUGGAUUGCAAUAGGAAAAGGAAAGGAAGUUCUACUGAUUAUCAACUUGAUGGAUUUUCUUUUGAAGAAGGUAUGGAUACAGAUAAAGAUGACCAACACGGAAGGUUGGAAUAUACGGACCAACAAGGCAGAAUAAAAAAUGCAAGAGAGGCUCAUAGCCAGAUUGAAAAAAGACGUCGAGAUAAAAUGAACAGUUUUAUUGAUGAAUUGGCAUCUUUGGUACCAACGUGCAAUGCUAUGUCCCGAAAGCUAGAUAAACUUACUGUACUGAGAAUGGCUGUUCAGCAUAUGAAAACAUUACGAGGUGCCACAAACCCAUAUACAGAAGCAAACUACAAACCUGCUUUUCUGUCAGAUGAUGAAUUAAAACAUCUUAUUCUCAGGGCAGCAGAUGGAUUUCUGUUUGUUGUGGGCUGUGACAGAGGGAAGAUACUGUUUGUUUCAGAAUCUGUCUUCAAGAUCCUCAACUACAGUCAGAAUGAUCUGAUUGGUCAGAGUUUGUUUGACUACCUUCAUCCUAAGGAUAUUGCGAAAGUUAAGGAGCAGCUCUCUUCUUCUGAUACUGCACCACGAGAAAGGCUCAUAGAUGCAAAAACUGGACUUCCAGUUAAAACAGAUAUAACACCUGGGCCAUCAAGACUUUGUUCUGGAGCAAGACGUUCCUUCUUUUGUAGGAUGAAAUGCAACAGACCUUCAGUGAAAGUAGAAGACAAGGAUUUUCCUUCCACCUGCUCAAAGAAAAAAGCAGACCGCAAAAGCUUUUGCACGAUUCAUAGCACAGGAUAUUUAAAAAGCUGGCCGCCAACGAAAAUGGGACUAGAUGAGGACAAUGAGCCAGAUAAUGAAGGCUGUAACUUAAGCUGUCUUGUUGCAAUUGGACGGUUACAUCCUCAUGUAGUUCCUCAACCAGUCAAUGGCGAGAUCCGGGUUAAACCUACAGAAUAUGUCUCUCGACAUGCAAUAGAUGGGAAGUUUGUUUUUGUAGAUCAGAGGGCAACGGCCAUUCUGGCAUAUUUACCACAGGAACUUCUAGGCACUUCAUGUUAUGAAUAUUUUCAUCAAGAUGAUAUAGGACAUCUUGCAGAAUGCCACAGACAAGUUUUACAGACAAGAGAAAAAAUUACAACUAAUUGUUACAAGUUUAAAAUAAAAGAUGGCUCUUUUAUUACGUUGAGAAGUCGCUGGUUCAGUUUCAUGAACCCUUGGACCAAAGAAGUAGAAUACAUCGUCUCAACAAAUACAGUUGUUUCCACCAAUGUACUUGAUGGUGGAGAUGCAGCAUUUCCGCAGCUUGCAGCUUCUCCUCACAGCAUGGACAGUGUACUUCAGGCUGGAGAAGGUGGCACAAAAAGGACCCAUCCUACAGUUCCUGGUAUUCCAGGUGGAACAAGAGCUGGGGCAGGUAAAAUAGGUAGAAUGAUCGCUGAGGAAAUCAUGGAGAUUCAUAGGAUAAGAGGGUCAUCACCUUCCAGCUGUGGUUCCAGUCCAUUGAACAUUACCAGCACACCACCCCCUGAUACGUCUUCUCCAGGAGGCAAAAAGAUUUUGAAUGGUGGAACUCCAGACAUUCCCUCUGCUGGUUUACUAUCUGGGCAGAUCCAGGAUAAUUCUGGCUAUCCAUAUUCCGACAACUCCUCCAUUCUUGGGGAGAACUCUCACAUAGGCAUAGAUAUGAUAGACAACGACCAAGGAUCAAGCAGCCCCAGCAACGAUGAAGCUGCAAUGGCAGUUAUAAUGAGUCUUUUGGAAGCAGAUGCAGGCCUCGGAGGCCCUGUGGAUUUUAGUGACUUACCAUGGCCCUUGUAA